Messenger RNA from Magallana angulata, 1811 nucleotides. RefSeq lists its product as uncharacterized. Gene Ontology annotation, cellular component: nucleoplasm; chromatin. Gene Ontology annotation, molecular function: protein binding; zinc ion binding; ubiquitin-protein transferase activity. NCBI's taxonomy places the organism in Eukaryota, Metazoa, Mollusca, Bivalvia, Ostreida, Ostreidae. Gene Ontology annotation, biological process: positive regulation of DNA-templated transcription. The record is from RefSeq and is a predicted model, not a curated record. The transcript is spliced from 2 exons. Bases 94 to 1764 code for a protein of 556 amino acids.
GUCACACGUGUCUAGACGGAGCGUAGCAAACAGAAAGUAAAAUACCUGAGCCGCCAAGUUGGAGAGUGAAGCAUGUUCUAAACGAAUUUGACCAUGGACCGCCGUACUUGGGCCCAGGAUGUGUUACGGUGUCAUCUCUGUGAGACCCCGGGGCCCCCUAUGUACUGUGACAUUUGUCAUAUUCAUCUGUGUGUAGCCUGCGUGGGUAAACACCUCUUAGAUGAAUCCAAAGAACACAAAGUGGUAACAUUCAAAAAGCGGGGAUUUGCUCCUGAAUGUUCCAAACAUUCCAAAAAAUUGUGUGAACUUUUUUGUGAACAAUGUGACAUUCCUAUCUGUGUGCAAUGUGUCUCCUCUGGUGAACAUUUAGGACACAAAGCAGUUGAAAUUUUAAAAAGUCUUGAAACCAAGAAAGAAGUAUUACAGAGAGAUUUAAACGAAUUGGAGACCCUGAUUUAUCCUAAAUACCAAGAAAUUGUAUCUUAUAUCCCACUUCAGAAAGCUGAUCUGAAUAAAAACUCAGAGAAAUUAACAACAGCUCUAGACAAACAUGGAGAAGAAUUGCACAGAGAAAUAGACAUUGCCAUCCAAAAAUUGAGAUCUGAUGUAAAUGAAAUGGAAUCCAAACACCUGGUGGUCCUUGAUAAGCAGGAAAAGCAAAUCAAAUGCAGUAUUUCUGAAAUUGAACAGAGCAUUGCUGAUCUAAAGAAAUUACUCAACUCCAAUGAUGUCAGCCUUGUCUCUGCCUACAAAUCAAGGAAUGCUGAAUUCAGAAGAUUGCCGCCUAAACUCACAGUUUCAUUACCAAGAUUCACCCCUCAGAAAAUAAACAAAGAACAGAUUUAUCAGCAGAUUGGUUCUCUGUCAGCGUUAUCUAUCAAAACAGAAGAACAUGUCUACACAAUGGAUUCUCCCAGUGAUGAGUCCUCUCCCCCGGACAGACCGCUCAUUGAUGUACCACGGAUCAUCACAGAUAUAAACACAGAGUUUGAUGAAUCUAAAAAAUUACGCUGUGUGUCCUGUCUGAGUGAUGAUGAACUAUGGGUGAGUGGUCAAAACAGCAUGAUGAGACUCUACAACCUCCACGGUAAACUAGUAAAGUCAAUCCAAACCAAGUCAGGGAACAUACCACAGGACAUUGCAAUGACAAAGAGUGGUGAACUAGUUUAUACUGAUCCCCAUGAUAGAACUGUUAACAUAGUGAAGAAUAAACAGAUACAGACAGUGAUCAGACUACAGGGGUGGAGACCUGGCUUUGUCUGCAGUACCUUCUCGGGUGACCUUCUGGUUGUCAUGGUCACUGAUGAUCAUACACAAGCAAAAGUUGUGCGUUACUCUGGCUCCACAGAGAAACAAACGAUUCAAUACAAGGAUAAAAGACAACCUCUCUAUUCAUCUGAACCUUACUCUAAAUACAUCAGUGAGAACAAGAACCUAGAUAUCUGUGUAGCCGACUCUAUAGCCGGUUCAGUAGUGGGGGUCAAUCAGGCCGGGAAACUCCGGUUUACCUACACCGGUCCCCCCUCUACUACCAAGGGACCAUUUAUUCCAGUUGGCAUCACUACAGACAGCCAGAGUCGAAUCCUGACAACAGACAAAAACAACGCAUGUGUCCACAUCCUGGAUCAGGACGGACAGUUCCUCUGCUACAUAGACAACUGUCAUUUACAGAGUCCAGGGGGUUUAUGUGUGGACACCAGAGACAACCUCUUUGUGGCUGAGGAGAAUACUGGCAAAGCGAAGAAAAUCAAAUAUUGCAUGUAAAUAAACUGUGAUCAUUAUAUUGCAUGUCUACAUUGUGAACAUGUACU